AUGAAGCUUAAUCCCAUUGCUCAAUAUUUUCUAGUAUUAUUAUUGUUAAUUGAUGUCCACGCACAAUGGCCUGAUCCUUCUAAGAAGACACAUGGCGCCAUUUGGCCUUUACCUCAAGAGAUUCAGAAUUCCUCAAAAACCUGGUCGAUAGAUCCUGAAAGCUUCAAGAUAGAAUCUGAUUAUCAAUGCGAUAUUAUCACUGAGGCUAUCAAGCGGUAUACUAAGAGGCUUUUCCCUAUGCGUGAAAAAUGUUCUUUAUCGUCUAAACAGGAUACGGCAGUAAAAAAACCAUUCACCAAUUGCUAUGUGAUGGAUUUGGAUAAGGAAUUGGAAGAACAGAGCAAACUUGUUGCAUUAAAAAUCAUAAUACAAAUUGCUUGUCCCAGUGGCGUUCCAACAAGUAAUAUGGACGAAAGUUAUAAGUUAGAUGUAACAUGGAAGGAGGCUAUAUUAAGAGCCAAUGAAGUUUGGGGCGCACUUCGAGGAUUGGAAUCAUUUUCGCAUAUGGUUUAUUGUGAUAAAACGAGUGGCUAUCAAAUUCGUGCGGAGAUUGUCAAAGAUUUCCCACGAUUUCCGCAUCGCGGUGUUUUAUUGGACACAUCCAGACACUUCCUGUCCGUAAAUGCCCUGAAGGGGAAUAUCGAUUUAAUGGCACAAAAUAAAUUUAAUGUAUUUCACUGGCACAUGACCGACACUGAAUCUUGCCCAUAUUCCUCGAGAGUUCUGCCCAAAUUGGAUCACGGAGCAUAUGACGAUAAACAUAAAUAUACAAUCGAGGAAAUUACGGAUGUUAUAGCAUAUGCUCGUUUACGAGGUAUAAGAGUUAUUCCGGAGUUCGAUUCACCAGCCCAUGUUGGAUCGUGGGGCAAAGGUUAUCCGAAUAUUUUGGCGAAAUGUUAUGCAGAAGGAUUUAUUAUCGAUUCAUUCAAGAGUAGUAUUCUCGAUCCAACUAAGGACGAGACGUGGGAUUUCCUCGAAACACUUUUCCAGGAAGUUUACGAAGUUUUUCCCGACGAUUUCAUGCAUAUUGGCGGUGAUGAAGCUGAUUUUUGGUCUGGGCCAUGCUGGAAGGAAAAUAAAAAUAUUAGCGAUUUUAUGGCACUUUAUGAGCUGAACACCACUCUUCAAUUACAAGGAUGGUAUUUAAAUAAGCUAAGGAUGAUGAUGGAUGGUAUUGGAAGGAAGAAAUACAUUUAUUGGCAGGAAGUAUUCGAAUCUGGGGCUCAAUUAACAGACUCAAUUAUUCAAGUCUGGAAGGGGAGGAGUAAUAUUGAGAUAAUGGCUUAUAUGCAUGAGAUAACAGCUAAAGGCAUAUCGGUUCUCUUAUCGUCAUGUUGGUACUUGGAUCGUAUCGAAAGCCUUUAUGACUGGUUUUCUUUCUAUCAGUGUGAUCCGCAAGCAUUUAAUGCCAGUGAAAUGCAGAAAAAACUUGUAUUAGGUGGAGAAGCAGCACUGUGGGGCGAGUGGGUCGAUGAAACUAAUGUAGUCGCUCGACUAUGGCCACGUGCUUCAGCUGUUGCCGAGCGUCUGUGGAGUCCUUCAAAGUCCACCCAAUUUGUUUCUGAAGCAUGGCCGAGACUUUUCGAAAUGCAAUGCCGGAUGGCAUCACGCGGUUAUCCAGCACAACCUGGAUAUGGACCUGGAUUUUGCGAUACUGAGUACCACAUCACACUUCCAGAAUAA
Messenger RNA from Dracunculus medinensis (Guinea worm), 1683 nucleotides. Lineage: Eukaryota; Metazoa; Nematoda; Chromadorea; Rhabditida; Dracunculidae. The record is from the annotation of a GenBank genome assembly.